This is a messenger RNA of Chrysoperla carnea, 942 nucleotides long. Its product is annotated as ATP synthase subunit b, mitochondrial-like. The transcript has 5 exons. Gene Ontology annotation, biological process: proton motive force-driven ATP synthesis. The record is from RefSeq and is a predicted model, not a curated record. Gene Ontology annotation, molecular function: proton transmembrane transporter activity. The coding region runs from base 121 to 942 and encodes 273 amino acids. NCBI's taxonomy places the organism in Eukaryota, Metazoa, Arthropoda, Insecta, Neuroptera, Chrysopidae.
GGUAUUGCGGGAUUUAUUAUAAAAAAUAUAAAAAUUUCUCGAAAAACGGUGCAAAAAACAUAAAAAAUUAAUUAUAUACUUCCCUGUUGAUUUCUUUUGACUUUCUAGUGAUUUAAAAAAAUGUUGUCCAGAGCUUAUCUUUUAGCAGGUAAAAAAAUCCGAUGUAUCCUGAAUGUGAGAAGAACUGUUCAUAAUAAAACUUGCCUUCCAUCACCGCCUCCACCUCCGGUAUGUCCCCCUCCUCCUGUUUGUGAUCAAGAAGUCGAUGAUGAAAAGAAAAAGAAAUCACUACAAUGGCCGAGACCUGUCCGCGCUGAAUUCAGUGGAAAAGUACGUUUAGGUUUCAUUCCAGAUGAAUGGUUUCAAGCAUUCUAUGAUAAAACUGGUGUUACAGGACCUUAUGUCUUUUUGAGCGCUGUUUCCAUUUUUUUAAUUAGCAAAGAAAUUUAUGUCAUGGAUCAUGAAUACUACACUGGACUGUCAAUUCUCAUAAUGAUUAUAGUUGCUUCAAAAAAACUUGGACCUAUUUUAGCUGCUUAUCUUGACAAAGGAGUUGAUGAUAUUGAAAAAGAAUGGAAUGAUUCUAGAGAACAAUCAAUUAAAGAUUAUGAACAAGCCAUUGAAGAUGAAAAACGGGAACAGUUUUAUGCUGAAGGACAAUGUAUACUUAUGGAAGCAAAACGAGAAAACCUUGCUUUGCAGUUGGAAGCUGCAUAUAGAGAAAGACUUAUGCAAGUGUAUCAAGAAGUGAAAAGACGAUUAGACUAUCAAGUUGAAAUACAGACUGUUCAACGUAGAAUUACCCAAAAACAUAUGGUUAAUUGGGUGGUUGACAGUGUAUUAAAGAGCAUUACACCAGAACAGCAAGCAGCUACUUUACAUAAGUGCAUUGAUGAUUUACAACAAAUUGCUACAUCCCAAAGCACUGCGAAAUCGGAAUAA